Messenger RNA from Rhodotorula toruloides NP11, 1953 nucleotides. Its product is annotated as G2-specific protein kinase. Lineage: Eukaryota; Fungi; Basidiomycota; Microbotryomycetes; Sporidiobolales; Sporidiobolaceae. Bases 1 to 1953 code for a protein of 650 amino acids. Gene Ontology annotation, biological process: protein phosphorylation; chromosome segregation. The record is from RefSeq and is a predicted model, not a curated record. Gene Ontology annotation, molecular function: ATP binding; protein kinase activity. The transcript has 11 exons. Gene Ontology annotation, cellular component: centrosome; nucleus; cytoplasm.
AUGGCGUCAACCGCGCCAGGCUCGACCCGCCCGGGUCCCGUACCCCGUCGCAAGACGUUACUGGGCAACCACCCAGUCUGCACGGCGCGCUCGAUGGAGGAGAGCUACGAGGCGGGAGACGUGAUUGGGACUGGCAGCUUCGGAAUCAUCCGGAAGGUCGUGAGGAAGGCGGACGGCCAGGUGAUGGCACGGAAAGAGCUCAAUUAUGGCCGGAUGGACGAGCGGGACCUGAAGCAGUUGACGGAGGAAGUCAACAUCCUCGAACAGCUCGGCUCAAACGACAACAUCGUCCGCUACUACGAGCGCUUCGUCGACAAGCCCAACAACAUGCUCUACAUCCUCAUGGAGUACUGUUCGGGAGGCGACCUCGCGGGCGUGAUCCAGCGGUGCCGCAAGACCGGUUGCAUGUUGCCUGAGGACGUCGUCUGGGCGUACUUGACGCAGAUCACGCUCGCGCUGCAUGACUGCCACUCGGAGACGGACGCGAAGGGGGCGAGGAAGCCGGUAAUCCUCCACCGCGACAUCAAGCCGGAGAACGUCUUCCUCGACGAGAACAACAACCUCAAACUCGGCGACUUCGGGCUGAGCAAGGCGAUGGAGCAGGCGGCGAUGACCCAGACUUACGUCGGCACGCCUUACUACAUGUCGCCCGAGUUGAUCAACGGCCAGCCUUACGACGUCAAGAGCGACAUCUGGGCACUCGGAUGCCUGAUCUACGAGCUCUGCGCUGGACACCCGCCCUUUCACGAAGCGCGAACCCAGCCCGAACUCGCCGUCCUCAUCCGCGAGGGCAAGAUCCCCGACCUCCCCAAGCCUUACGGGAAUCACCUCGGCGCUGUCGUCAAGGCCAUGCUCCGGCAAAACCCCAAACACCGCCCAAACACGGCGCAGAUCCAGGCGCUCGACUCGGUCCGGUUGCAGGUCCGUGUGCUCGAGCUGCGGAAAGCCUCCCGCGAACUACGACUGCGCGACCAGCAUGUCGCCGCGCGAGAAAAGGAGGUCCUCGCGCGCGAGUCUGCCGUUCUCGCCCGCGAGCAAGCGAUCCUCGCGCGUGAGAACGCCCUGCGAAGCGCGCAAGAAGGCGUCAAGGAUCAUGAGGCGAAGUUGGCUCAGGCUUGGGCGGCGCAUCGGGCGCAGGUGUACCAUCGCCAGCAGCAGCGGGAGCAGGCGGAGAGGGAGAACAUCCGACCGCCCGUGCAGGGUGUCGAGCCGGAGGUAGUGGCGCGGGUAGCGAGCAGGCCGAGCAUGGUCCCGCGGAGACCGCUCGACGACCGGAGGCAGAGCGGCGCGCUUCCCUUCCCUCGCGUCAACUCGUCGUCGUCGCUCAUGUCCCUUGACGACACGCCCACGAAGGACUACAACCCUUCACCCUCGCUCCGCCGCCGCCUCGCCUCCAAGUCGAUGCACAACCUACAAGCAGCCGGCUCGCUCGCGACACCCUCGCGCUCGAUGUCCGCGUCGAACGACAACCUCCGCGCGACUGCCGCAGCCCAAGCAGCCCGCCGCUCGCCGUCGCUCAUCACGAUCCCCAUUUCCGCUCCUCUCCCGACUUCCGUCUCCGUCUCGAACCUGCAUGCAGCAGGAGGGAAUGGUCUCCCCAGCCCGACAUUCUCCAUUCACUCUGCGCCGCCCGUGCCGACGAUUCACCACCAACGCCAGGCGUCGAGUCCCGAACGGAUCGUCCGAAGCGCUCCUCCUCCUCAGCCUCUCCCGCCUUACGACGACGACAUCCCCUCGCCCUUCUUGAAGAAGCCCACUUCAAACAACGCUCGCCUCCCGCCCCCUCCGCCGACCGCGACAACUCGCACAGGCAAAGGCCCGAUCUUGCAGAGACUGUUGUCGACUCGAGCGGCUGCUGCAGCGGGGCUGGGACCGAGUCGGGACGAGCUUCCUCCGCCUGUUCCAACACGACGGGCGUCGCUCGCACCGCGCAAGUCGAUCGUUGGCGUUUGA